AUGUCGUCGAGUGAGAGCUGCCGUUGCUCUCUCCUCGCCAGUGUCCUCUCCACGCUCCCACUCGCUCCCCCUACGCCCUCGCUCCGCCCGCCUACCCGCGCACGCACUCCUCCCAUCACCCCGCCCCGCCUCCUGCCCAACUGUCCCCCCACGGACGUACCCACAUCCCCUCCCCCCCGCGCCGCUACCCGCCCCAUCCUAUCCCGACCUGCACACCCGGCGCGCACCCCGCCGCCUGCACGCAACCGCCCUGCCCCGCCCCUCCGCGCGUCUGCCCACAAGCCCCUCCGGCACCCGCCCGCCCCCACGCCUGUGCGUGCGUGCGAUCCCGCCGCGCUCACCCCAUCUCACGCACCCUCGCGCUCCUUAGCCACGCUCUCCACGCCGCGUCUCUGGUCCCUGGUCCCUGCUCUCUGCCUCCCGCGGCCCGCACAACACAGCACACGCCAGCGCACACACGCGUCUCCUCCCCGCGGGGGCGGGGGCGAGACUCCCUCCAUAUCACUAGUGCAAGUGCAAAGACACGCCGCCAGCCCUCCGUCCUGCUUCCCCGCCGCUUCUCCCUGUCCCGGUCGUCAAAAGCCCAAAGCAGCCCCCCCGCGCCAGCCCCGGACUCGUAUCACCCUCACCCUCAUCCUCAUCCUCAUCCUCAUCCCCGUGCGGCAGGGCCCCUCCUCUUCCUGCCCUCCCGCGCCCUCGGUCACACUCACCCGCCCGCGCACGCCAUGCACCGCGCGCGCGCGCUCCUCGCCUCGUCUCGUUCCGCGUAUCCGCGCGCUCCCUGUCCAGCGUCCAGCGUCCAGCGUUCAACGUCCAACGUCCAACGUCCAACGUCCAACUUCCACAAGAGCUCGGGGACACAUCUCGCCGGGGCCGGGGGAGAGGCGGGUCGGAGGGCGGAGGCCGGGCGCGGGGCGCUGA
Postia placenta MAD-698-R-SB12 is the source of this 921-nucleotide messenger RNA. RefSeq lists its product as hypothetical. Lineage: Eukaryota; Fungi; Basidiomycota; Agaricomycetes; Polyporales; Adustoporiaceae. The record is from RefSeq and is a predicted model, not a curated record. The transcript has 2 exons. Bases 1 to 921 code for a protein of 306 amino acids.